This is a messenger RNA of Ciona intestinalis (vase tunicate), 2619 nucleotides long. The record is from RefSeq and is a predicted model, not a curated record. Lineage: Eukaryota; Metazoa; Chordata; Ascidiacea; Phlebobranchia; Cionidae.
GUAUUUUGUAAUAAACAUCGAAAUCUGACCUUCGUAAACGAGAGAAUAUGUUUUGAAGAAAAAAGCAAUGAGAGGGUCACUAUAGAGAAGGAGAAAAAGGUAGCAGUAUGGGUCCAAACGAAAUGUUUUCGUCGGAGAUUUGUGAUUUAGAAAGUUUCAUUGAUAGUUACGUUGGUCCAGACAUAAAGAGAACUGGGUCUUCUAACUCUGGUUCCCAUGGUAACUGGUCGCGCACACAUUCAUAUGAUGAAAGUCCCAUAGGUUCUUACAGCAAUAACCAACUUGGAGAUAUUGUGACAUCACAAAGUACAGGGGCCGAAGUGUGGGGGAAAAAGUCUGGGGGUGUGCCUUGGUCUAACCAAUCAGCUGGCAGCCAAGUUCGAUUCCCGCAAAAUGAUUGGACGAGUCACAGACCUUCAGUUCAGGAAAGAGGGGGUUACCCUUCACCCCAACCUGACCCCUACGCUGAGUUACAACCACAAUGGCAAAACAUGGCGCCUCCAACAUCGGGUUACAGCCAACAAAGCUAUCAACAGUAUCAAAACUACCGACCCCAAGCAUCUGAUAUGAACCAGAUGCAACCACCACAGUAUGGUUAUGAACCACAGUUCUACCAGGACCAGCAUUUUAUGAAUCAACAACAAGAUCCAAAUGAAAUCCAAGCCAUAGUCAGUGAUUUGAUCCGUCAGAAUAAUAUCAAUCGGCCAAAACAAGGGUUACCUGCAUGGGUGGACACUUCACGACCCCCUCCCCCUCUACCCCAACCCACCCACCAUAUGGAGCCAAGGAUGCAGCAAGAACCCCAACUAUACUACGCACAGAACUUUCAGGAUCAAGAGGAAAUAUUACACAGUAUGACAUUUGAAAGAAGCGGGCAAAAUCCACCAAGGCAGCAACCUACUGAGUUUCAAAUGAGACAACCAAGUGAUAAUAAUGGUGUGUAUAAUGUAAACAGAGGAAAUGGGUUGGGAAAUAUGCAACCUGCAGUAAAUGAACCACAUUCAAGUGACCUUGUGAAAACUGGGAAACAAACAACACAAAAUAAGCAGAAUAAUGAACAAAUAGAAAACAUGGCAGAAAGCAAGAAAUCUGAGACAAAAAGUGGUUUGGUUCGAAGAUUAAGCGAUAAAUAUCCAAACUCUAAGCUUCGUUCAUCAACGGGAAGUGAAUCGAACGACACAUCCAUGGAGAAGUCACCCCUUAAACCCCUGGGCCCUCCUGCACAAACACAAGGUGUUAAUUUCAAUCGUAGGCAACAGCGCAACCACCGGAGGGCACCAAGUAACGAAGUGUUUGAGAGCGAAUACGACGAGGGAUGGAAAACACAGAAUAUUCAAGUUCACAUAAAUAACAAGUUACCUGGUCGUCAUGUCAUUUAUUCUCAGCCACAGAAUCGUCGCAGAUCGAGCGCGGCUGAUGAAGAUAAAGAUUGGAGAAGGAAGAGUGGGGAUUCUCCUGAUAAGGUUGUUCAUAAUGUGAAGCCACCUCAUGAAGGGAGGAUCGAACAAGGACCUGAAUCGCAACAAGACAGAACCAACCAAACACAACGUGGUGGGAAAAAUGAUAAAAAAUCUCAAAAUAAUAAACAGGUGGAACAAAAUACGAGACAGGUGGUGGCAGCACAGAGCAAGUUUAAAGUUCAAUCCUGGAUUGAAGGCUCAAAAUCACAUGACAACACGGCUAGCAAAGAGAUCGAGAAGUUACGCAUCAGUGAUUCUGAGGAUGACUUGCUUCGAUUCAUACAAAUGACACAAAGUUUUGCCACGACUGAAUCGAAAAUGAGAGAAGUUGCCGAUAUACUUUGUAACAAAGCUUUAAAAAAUCCAAAGUUUGGUAAAAACGCAGCGAUUCUAUGCUCUCGGAUGUCUCAUCUAAUGGUACAUGGGACCAAGUUUCGAAGUGUGGUGUUAAGCGUUAUGCAGGGUCAUCAUAAAAACAGGGAUCGGUUAUUUUUAACCUCGCUCCGUGGAGACACCCGGUGGUUUGGAUUUGCAACAUUUCUCGUCGAACUUUUUGUUAUUGUUCGAACUAAAGGUAAAGAGAGGAUGACGGUUCUGGUUGAUCCUGUCUUCUCUACUUUGCUUCAGGUACUUACUGGGGAGAAAUCGACAUCGCAACAGGUUGAUUGUUUCAGGGAUUUGUUCUUUCGGUGUGCACCGGCAUUAGAAGCUGAAAAUCCAACACGCUUCAGUAAUCUUAUGUCGGAAAUCCGAGAUUGUUGCGUUAUUUCGAAAACAAUUCAAAUCCGACAAUCUUUGCUCCAGUGUGUGCACUUCUACGCCACCAAGUGGCAAGUUUGAUGUAACUUUAGUUUCUGUGGGAUGGCAGAGGAGCUUCAUCGAUUGUGUCGCCGGAGAGAUAGUUAGAUGGGGAUUGAGGGAUAUAUAUACAGAGGGUCAUUAAUUUAAGCUGUUUUAUUUGGUUAACUUUGUAAAAGUAUUUUUAACUAUUUAUGAUUAGAUAAAUAAUAUUAAAAGUUACCACAGCAAUCUUUUAUUAAUAUUUUUGCUUGAUUAACAAAAUCUUUUACUUUCGCAUAAUUUGUGCCUUGUAUUUAUCGAUGAAAUUGUUAUGAAAUGCAUGAUACACAUCUAUGGUGGUGGUUUCACAAUAAAGUAA